This is a messenger RNA of Populus euphratica (Euphrates poplar), 1863 nucleotides long. Its product is annotated as GDP-L-galactose phosphorylase 1-like. NCBI's taxonomy places the organism in Eukaryota, Viridiplantae, Streptophyta, Magnoliopsida, Malpighiales, Salicaceae. The transcript has 5 exons. Gene Ontology annotation, cellular component: cytoplasm. Gene Ontology annotation, biological process: glucose metabolic process. The coding region runs from base 438 to 1763 and encodes 441 amino acids. The record is from RefSeq and is a predicted model, not a curated record. Gene Ontology annotation, molecular function: GDP-D-glucose phosphorylase activity.
UAGUGUAAAGAGACCAAAUAUAGAGACCAAGAAUCAGAGAAAGAAACGGAAAGGCACACAAAAAUAAAAUAAAAAUAAUAGCCAAGUUUGAUUAUUCAUCAGUUUCCUGAAACACGGCUUCUUUAUUUGGAAAAGGAUUCCAACAAGACCAAAAUCAGAACUUUAGCGACCAAGAAUUACUAUUUCAAUACCAAAAGAACAAGAACAAGAACAAGAUAGGCAGUGCAAGAAUCUCAGCCCCACACGGUGGAAGGGGUGCUCUUCCUUCUGAUGGUGGUUGCCCUUCUGAUCUCCUUUUCUUGGCUGGCGGUGGCAGCCGAAGUUUGACAGUUUCUGCGUUUUCUUUUUUUUUUUUUAUACUAGUUGUUGUAUAGAGAUUUUGCAGGUUUUCUUUAGGAAUAUUUGUAGUUGAUUAAAAGAGGAUAUAUAAUAUAAAGAUGAUGCUGACGAUAAAGAAGGUUCCUACUGUGGUUUCAAAUUAUCAGGAGGAGAAUUCUGAAAAAGGGUUUGAAGGGUGUGGCAGGAAUUGCCUUGGGAAGUGUUGCUUACCUGUGUCUAAGCUGCCUCUGUAUGCAUUCAAGGAAGACAAUUCGAAUUUGAUUGGAAAUAGUGUUGAGAAAUCAUCAGAAGAACAGCCUCAUAUUUGUUUCCUGCACAACCUGUUGCUGGGACAAUGGGAGGAUCGAAUGAGCCGUGGCCUUUUCCGCUAUGAUGUGACUGCUUGUGAUACAAAGAUCAUUCCUGGUAGAUAUGGUUUCAUUGCGCAACUGAACAAGGGCCGCCAUCUGAAGAAGAGACCCACUGAGUUCAGGGUCGAUAAGGUGCUUCAGGAUUUUGAUGAGACUAAGUUCAAUUUCACCAAAGUAGGACAGGAAGAAGUGCUUUUCAGGUUUGAAAAAAGUAUUGACCACAACAGACAUUUUUUUCCUUGUGCGCCGCCUACAACAGCUGAUUCCAACAACUCAAGUGUUGUUGCUAUCAAUGUGAGUCCAAUUGAGUAUGGACAUGUUCUCUUGAUACCCCAAGUUCUCAAUUGCUUGCCUCAGAGGAUUGAUCAUGGCAGCUUCUUACUUGCUCUUCAUAUGGCUAAAGAAGCAGCUGAUCCUUUCUUUAGAGUGGGUUACAACAGUUUGGGUGCUUUCGCCACAAUUAAUCACCUACACUUCCAAGCAUAUUACUUAGCAGCACCCUUCCCUGUUGAGAAAGCUCCAACUAGAAGAAUAAUGAUAAUGAAGAGUCCGCAAGAUAAAGGAGUAAUCGUUUCGCAGCUCCUGAAUUAUCCAGUGCGAGGUCUUGUCUUUGAGGGUGGAAAUACAGUUCAAGAUCUAUCUGAUUCAGUAGCUAGUUCUUGCAUUUUCCUCCAGAACAACAAUAUCCCUUUCAAUGUGCUCAUUGCUGAUUGUGGAAGAAGAAUUUUUCUCUUUACACAGUGCUAUGCCGAGAAACAAGCACGCGGAGAAGCAAGCCAGGAGCUGUUGGACACUCAAGUUAAUCCAGCCGUUUGGGAGAUCAGCGGACAUAUAGUGCUGAAGAGACAGGAGGAUUUUGACGAUGCCUCAGAAACAUAUGCAUGGAGACUUCUUGCUGAGGUUUCUCUAUCAAACAAGAGAUUCCAUGAAGUAAAGGCUUAUAUAUUGGAAGCAGCAGGCUUUCAGACAGAUAUAGAGGAAAAUAACAGAGAUCUUGAGCGAGAACCCAUCUAUGAGCAACGUUCCCCUGAAGCUUUAACACAUUUACCUCAAGAUUGCAUGGUCUUUUAUUGAAAGGCUAUGUGUGGUUAUUUACAAAACUAUCAUUUUGUAAUAGUUCUCAUACCCUAUUUUAGCUGUCAUUUAUACCAGAACAACAGGUUCUUUCCAUUCC